AACCGAGUCCAGUCAAAACAUUACACCUCACGCCUGCACUGCACCUUCCCCUCCCUUCCCAGUUCCCACCCUUCUUAAUUGCCUUCUUUCUCCCUUUCGUACCAGUCCUAGAGCCUCCGAUCAUUCUUCGAGAACCAGAACUCGAAACCGAAGAUUAAGACAUGGGUUUUUUGAAGGAAGAGAAAUCGAAGAGGGUUCUGAGGGGGGUUAAGACUGUGUUUUUCUUGAUUACUAUGUUGAUUUCUCUGCUGCUGUUUUCGGCUCCGAUUCUGCUUGUGAUUGCCGAUACGCUUGUUCCUUCGGCUAUACUUUCUGCCUCUUCGUCUUCUUCUUUGAUUUCUUUUGAAACGCUGUCGUCCCAUUUCAAUAACUACGAUUUUCGAUCUUCCCUCGUCGAUAUUCCGUUGAUUUCCAUCAUAAGAUCAGCUGUCAUAUUUUGCGUUUACAGCUUCUGUGAUGGACGAAGGCUAUCACACGGACCGUAUUUGGGGAUCACAACCAUGUGUUCUGUUUUGUCCCUGGUGUUUGUUUCAUUGAAGGCUUCGUUCGUGUUUGGGGCUUCCGGUGUGGAGAGGGCAGAGUAUGUGAGAGCAACAGAUAUUGCUUUGUUCGUCUGCUCCCUGGUUUUGGCCGUUGGGCAUAUUGUGGUGGCAUAUAGAACAAGUUGCAGAGAAAGAAGGAAGCUUUGGGUGUACAAAAUUGACAUUGAAGCUGUUUCAGCUUGCAAAAAUGGGUUCCCUAGGUACCAGAAGCUUCUGAAAGAAGAAAGAGUGAAGUAAACUCGCACAAACCAACCCCAAUCUUAGGGGUGGUUCAUUUAGUUACAGAUUUGUUAAAGUAUAUAGAAGAAGCUAUAGAAGCAGCCCCUUCAAUCAACAUCAUGUUGUGCAAAUGGAGGUUGUGUAUAUAUUUGUUCAUCAUAGAGAGAGAGAGUAUAUAACUUGUUACCACUGCGGCAAAUACCAUCAUUUUUUGUUCUUUAUAUUCAUCAAGUGUACAGUUUAAUUUCUAUGUAAAAGGCAUAAUAUUUAUGAAACUAGCCCAAGCUAGGGUUUUGUAAACUUGUGCUUGAAAUUAAUGAAAUUAUUGUUGUCAGAACUA
Molecule: messenger RNA, 1101 nt
Organism: Malus domestica (apple)
Lineage: Eukaryota; Viridiplantae; Streptophyta; Magnoliopsida; Rosales; Rosaceae
Source: RefSeq, a predicted model, not a curated record